Messenger RNA from Populus trichocarpa (black cottonwood), 471 nucleotides. Its product is annotated as S-protein homolog 1. The record is from RefSeq and is a predicted model, not a curated record. Bases 1 to 471 code for a protein of 156 amino acids. The transcript has a single exon. Lineage: Eukaryota; Viridiplantae; Streptophyta; Magnoliopsida; Malpighiales; Salicaceae.
AUGAAUGCCCCCAAGAUCAUCAACAAGGUUGUGGUUACAGCACUUGUUCUGGCGUUGGCCAUCAAUUUUACUCACCAAUAUUGUUUUGUAGCAGCCAAGAAGGAACGUAUUCUAUAUGAAUUCACAACAUGGCAUGUGUAUGUUGUCAAUGGACUAAGCAAUAACAGGGAGCUGUCUGUUCAUUGCAAGUCGAAAGACGAUGAUCUGGGCUUCCACUAUCUAUCAGCAGGCGAUAAUUUCACUUGGAGUUUCAGAGAGGAUUUCUUCCUUAGAACACUGUUCUGGUGUGAUGUGAACAAGGAUGAUGCUCAUGCCGUGUUCAAAGUGUUCUGGCAUGACGUUCUCCUCUUCUACAAAUGCAUGUGGAAGAACUGCGUUUGGACUGUAAAAGACGAUGGCAUUUACAUAAAGAAUCUUGAUCAUGAUGGUCUUGAUGAGCUUUAUCGUAAUUGGGAACCUGCAGGGCAGUAG